This is a messenger RNA of Symbiodinium sp. CCMP2456, 4029 nucleotides long. Lineage: Eukaryota; Dinophyceae; Suessiales; Symbiodiniaceae. The record is from the annotation of a GenBank genome assembly.
AUGCGGGGCAACAAGCACACUGGCCGGAAGCACAAGAAUCAGAACAAGAAGACCAGGCCGUCUGUCAUCGCAGCAAAGCGCCGUAACAAGGACAUUGAUCAGGUACAUGAAGACUUGAAGACUCCACAGAAGUUUCAAGCCGGCACACUUCCACGCGAUGAAGACUUGCCCGGUAUGGGACAGUUCUACUGCAUAGCUUGCAAUCGCUUCUUUGCGUCAGAGGAGGUGAAGGAGAAGCAUGAAAGAUCGAAGUCGCGCCAAGGCAUUUGGCAGGGCCACAAUCAAGGACGCAGCAACGACUGCGUCCAAAGCAUCGCGGAAGCAGAAGCAGCAGAUGUUGAAGAACUUUUCUGUCUUGGCUGGGAAAUGUGGUCAGAAGAGCUUAACCAAGCCGUGGCCUCCAAUCGGCCGUGGCCAAUGCCACCUGCGAUCUUAGCUGACGCGCCAGUUGCGGCUGUUCGUGUGGCGGAAGCAGCAAUGAACGCAGUAGCGGCCAUUUGGCGCACCGACGUGGAGUACAGGAGGCUCUUGCAGCAUGUGGAGGAGCUACAGUCGCAGCAAGAAAGCGUGGGUAAAGAGCGGCAAGACGCCAAAGAUGCCUCUGCCGUGCCCUCUCUUCCACUCCACGAGCAGCAGCGCCUGGCAAAAGCCCUACUAAGCGAGGAGCAAGAAGUGCGAAGGCUGCGUGAGAGGGAGAAAGCCUUGAGCGAACAACUCGCUGCAGCGCGAGCUACAGCUCGAAAGCUCAAGGAGCGCGAUGCCAGCUACAAUGCAAGUGAUCUGGAAAGGCAGGCUGCCCUCACAACAGCAAAACGCCAGGAGGCAACUGCAAGGCAGCAGUUUCAGGACCGAGAGUCCGAAAUCCAGGCGCUGCGGCGUGAAGUCAACGACCUGUCAUCACAACUUGCCAAGAAAGAUGCCGUGCAGGCUUCUCUAAGCAAGCAGAUUCGUCAGCUCAAUCUCCAGUUGCAAAGGGCAAGGCAGCAGCGGGAGGAUUUGACACUCGAUCUGCGACACUACCUCUCCACCAUGCAAGACCAGUUUGCGCUCGAGAUGCGUGAGUGUCCCGUGGACCUCCAGGAUCUUCCAUCUUCUGGCAUCACGAGUGAGGCGCAGCCGCGGUCACCGAGGUCGGUGCCUCGACCAGUCAGAUCUCCGGCAAGGUCCCUUUCUGCAAGACUGCUUGAGUUCGACCGUCCUGAGUCUCCCCUGCGGGAGCAACAAGCACGGAAUCCACCGCUGGGUCCGGGUCCACCACUGGGUGAGCGUGGCCGACCAAACGUCUCCGUGCAGCAUUCGCGCAGCCCGGAUGGUUCCAGAUCCCCUGGUCCAAGAAGCCCUGGCUACGAGGUCACGGAGGCCGAUAUUUUGGGAGACUGGGAUCGCUCCCCGAGCCCACGGUCAUGCGCAGGGCAUGGAGCCAUUGGAGCCAUGGAUCCGUAUGUGGCCUCAACGCCCAAGCUGCGCAUACUUUGUCUACAUGGCCGCUGCCAGACUGGGUCGACCUUCGAGAGGAAGCUCGAGAGGGUAGCGGGCAAGUCCGAAAGCUUUGCUGACUUCGUGUUCGUGGACGGUCCGCUGGAGCUACCUUUGCAGCACGGGGAGCGCAUUAACACGAGAGCUUGGUGGCCCGAUGCUGAUAGAUCGGACGCUGCUGCAGCUGCGGUGCGCGAGGUCUUGUCCAGAUCUUGGGCAGAGCUUGGCCCAUUCGAUGGCGUCUUGGGCUUCUCCGAGGGAGCAGCAGCUGCGGUGCUUUGCUGCCAGUGGGCCGAGCAACUCCACACUCUUCCCGAGAUCGAUGCAGCGCCUCUCUUCGGGGAGCUUACCUUCGCUAUCCUCUCGGGUGCACCAGCUCCUGCGUUUCCGGUGCCAGUGCUGAAAGCGAAGUCCCUACACUUCGCAUCGGCGCAAGACACAGUGGUGCCGCUGAGUGACAGCCUGUGCUGCGCGAAGGCUUUCGAGGAUGCUGAGGUGAUCGAGCACGAUGGCGGGCAUUCUGUGCCACAGCGAGCGGAGGACAUUCGGAGCCUCGCUGCCUUUCUGGAGGCGCGCUUAAAGGCACGCCGUAUGCUCGGCAGAGCCAGUUCUGCAGACCUGGAAGAGGAACCCAAGGUGAACCAGGAACAAAAGGAUGAGAUAGAGGCUCUUUUUGCCAUGUUUGGGGAGGACGAGCUGUGCUUGCUCAAGCCAGUGUGGCCAGUGCGGCUGGCCGUCCGCCUUCAAUAUGGGGAGAGCUUUGCUGCACUUCGGUUUCUUUUUCCGCCCAGCUAUCCGCACAAGGCUUCGUGCCUUUGCGAGCUUGAAACCCGCGACCUCGGACUGCAAGCUCACGCCCGAGAGCUGUUAGAAAGCGUGGAGGCAUCGCGGGAGCCGCUGGGCUUUCCCAGUGUGAUGGCGAUGGUUCAGGCGGCGCAGGAGUGGAUCUCGGAUCACGAAACGGAGAUCAGUGGACGUGCACACCCGGCAAGUAGCAUGAGGAGUCUGGAGGAGGCAGAGGCUGAAGAGACCGAGGACGCGUGUGAUGCUUGGUGGCUUCGUGAUGAGACCGAGGUCGAUGAGACCAUGUUGGCGGAGGCCGAGAAGAAAGCUGCUUUCUUGCUGCCUGAUGGUGGCGAUGAGAAAUCGUGGGCUCGACAGUGCGGAGCCGGCAGUUAUGGAAAGUCUUGGGAAUUCAUCAUUGGUCUGGUCGGAAAGCCUUCAGCUGGUAAGUCCACACUGUUCAAUGCUGCCACACGACCGGAAGUGGCAGGCAAGGAGGCAGCGAUGGCUCCGCACCCCUUCACUACCAUCGACCCUAACAUUGCCGCCGGUUGGUUUGCGGCCCCGUGUCCUUCCGUGGAGCUGCGCUGCCAGGACGAGUGCGAACCUGAAUACGGAAGAUCUCACAACAGCGAGCGCCGCUUCCCGCUCUGGGUGAAGGAUGUUGCCGGGCUUGUUCCAGGUGCUUACAUGGGUCGCGGCCGUGGAAAUGCCUUUCUGAAUGAUCUCUGCGAUGCUGACAGCUUGAUCCAUGUAGUCGAUGCUAGUGGAAGAAGCGAUGCUGAAGGUGUCGACCAAGGGUCCUCCACAGGAAAGACAGCCUCGUCGGAUCCACUGGAGGAAAUUGGCUGGGUGCGUAGAGAAAUUCAUCUGUGGAUCUUUUGCAAUGUACGGGCAAAGUGGGAUACUGUGCGAAGAAAAGCGAAACUGGCCAAGCUGAACUCUUCCUUGCGAGAUCUUGCCGCAGAGCGGCUGUUUGCAUUGUUUACAGGCUACCGAGCUUCUCAGCAAUUGGCUGCUCAAGUUUACGAAGCAACUGGGCACAGCUUGCCAAGCUUAGCAGAGGACAUCUUGAAAUGGAGCGAGUUCGAUCUGCACUUGCUGGUGGCAUGCUUCUUGAGAGUCCGCUUCCCCAUCGUCGUGGCCUUGAAUAAGGCGGAUACGCCGGAAGCAGCCCAGCACAUUUCCCGAGUGCAGGCGGCCUUGGGCGACUGCUUGCCAGUCUCCGCUCGGAGCGAGUUGUGGCUCUGGCAACAGAGGCGCAAAGGCACGCUGGCCUACGAGGAUGGUGGUGGCUCUGUGUCGGUGUUGGGCGAUUUUCCCGAGGUGGAGGAGCAAGUUAAGCUCCUCCGCCAGAAAGUGCUGGAUGAGUAUGGCUCUACGGGUGUCUUAAAGGUGCUGUCGCAAGCAGUCUUCCGGCGAAAGCCCAUAUUCUGCUGCCCCGUGGCCGACUUCUCCACAUUGGAGAGUCUGCCAAGGCCUGGAUCUUCAACAACUGGUGGAUACCCGGGGUAUCCCAAGCCGAACCCGACGAAGCCCAAGCUUGCGACGAUGCUAAUGCUUCGGCCGCUCUCGACCGCAGAGGAGGUCUAUGCGGCUCUGAAGAAUGAGCAGAUGGUUCGAGGGGACCUUGUCCGUGCAGAGGUGCUUCAGAUCCACGGCAAUGGCAGCACACAGGUGCAAGUUCUUCGGCGCGAUGACGCGCUAAGACCCAAGGCCUCUCCAGCGGCCUUGGUGGUUCGCGUCUUGACCAACAAGAAGGUCAGGUGA